AUGCCGACAUCGAUAUGGGCCCUUGUUGAGUUUAUAAUAGAUAUCUUUUUCUUUUGGGUUAAAAGUAUGGUGUUUUUAUAUAGAAAGAGUGACCCACUCAAGGAGCUCUCCAAGGAGUUAAGAAGAGCCGAGAACUAUGAACAAUGGAAGUCAAUAACUGAGCAAAUAGAUCUGCUUACGGGAGUGGAAUUAUGGAGACAAAAUUUCCUUUCCAAACAUUAUGAUUUUGUUUUAGUCAAUGAAAGAAUCCGAUUACUAGAAGGAGCUCGAGAAGCAGGUAAUCAAAGCUUGAUAAUGCUGCUUCUUCGAUCUGGACUUAUACGGAAUUUCGGGGGUAUUGCACAGAAACGAUUAUAUACCAAAGCUUAUGCUGGUACCAAGUUCAUGAUUGAAGAGUAUGUCACUGAAGUAUUGAACUGUUUGAACUAUUUGAAUGAGACUAAUGAUGAGUAUAUAAUGAAUAGUAGACAACUCAAACUUGAUUUCUUUCAUGAUACAAGACAAUCGUUUGGGUCUACGGCCUUAGUGCUUCAAGGAGGGUCCUUAUUUGGCUUAUGUCAUAUUGGAGUAGUCAAGGGCCUUUACUUUGAAGGGUUGCUUCCUCGGAUCAUCAGUGGUAGUGCAGUGGGUGCAGCUGUGGCUUCAUUGGUAUGUACUUUAAAAGAUGAUGAUUUAAUCGAAGUACUUACCAAUGUUACCAAUGUCAUGAAGGGUAUUGAUCAACUUAAUCAUGAUGUGGAUGAACGAUUUGGUAAUGUGAUUGAGAAUGUGGUUCGUAAAGGUUACUCUCAGGAUAUUUUGAUCUUUUUGAAGUUUGUUCGUGAUACCAUAGGAGACUUGACAUUUGAAGAAGCUUAUUUAAAAACAGAAAAGAUUUUAAACAUAGUGGUACAUCCAACACAUCAAUCAGUUCCAAAUCUAUUAAAUUAUAUCACUGCUCCUAACGUCAUAAUUUGGACAGCCAUCUAUGCCUCGAUUGGGACUGGCGUACUCAGUGACAAUGUUCAGUUAUACGUCAAGAACUUCGAUAAUGAAGUGGUUCGAAAGUCUCCAGAUAUUGAAGUGUUGUACAUGAAACCCCAAGAUGUCAAGUAUCAACGAACCUACUUUUCAGAGACCAAGCACAAGAAGAAUGCAGCUGAUGGUGGUGGAGGUGAAGGCAGUGGUGAUGAUGGAGUGGAAGUUGUAUUCACUAAUGCCCAAUAUCUCAACCAAGAAGGUUCACCCUAUACUAGAAUGACAGAAGUAUUUAAUGUGAACCAUUUCAUUAUAAGUUUGGCCAGACCUUACCUAGCACCAUUGCUAAGCAAUUUGAGACAUGAUGAUGCUUAUCGUCUACCUAAACUGUUGGCAAAACUGUCAAAACUCAGCAGCAUGUCCCAUGGAAAUCUUGCCAAUUAUGCCAAAGCUGCAAAUCUGUCUGCUACCACAAAUGGAAAUACCCCAUUAGUAAUUCCUACAGCUGGUUUAUUCACCCAUUUCUUCCGUCGAAUGAGGUUCCUAGUAGGGAUGGAGAUCACUCAUAGGUUGAAUGUCAUGAAUAAGUUGGGGUUGUUAACUGACAUCAUCAAACGUCUUUGUAUUGAUGAACGCCCCACUAUCCAGCAUGGAAUUAGAGAAAUAACCAUAGUACCUGAACUUGGGUACCUUAUUAAGGACUUUUCCCGUGUUUUUGAUGUACACAAGUCCAUUGAAAACAUACCUUAUUGGAUCUUGGUUGGUGAAAAGUCUGUAUGGCCCUUAUUUCCUUUAUUAUACACUAGAUGUGCCAUUGAAUUUGCUCUAGACGAUUUAUACAACAUGCACAGAAAGAAGUCUUAA
Molecule: messenger RNA, 1821 nt
Organism: Lizanozyma spartinae
Lineage: Eukaryota; Fungi; Ascomycota; Pichiomycetes; Serinales; Debaryomycetaceae
Product: bifunctional triglyceride lipase/lysophosphatidylethanolamine acyltransferase
Exons: 1
Coding region: 1-1821 (606 amino acids)
Biological process (GO): lipid metabolic process
Molecular function (GO): triacylglycerol lipase activity
Source: RefSeq, a predicted model, not a curated record